UUGCCACCUCUCAUUCCUCAUCUGUCUCGAAACCAAUUCAGAGCUAUGACUCUAAACCUCUGCACUCCAUGCUUCUCUCGCAUGCUUCACCACCCUUUUUCUUCUUCUUCUUCUCUCCCCAACACUCACACUCCUUUGCCUUCUCUAUUAUUUUUCUCCCCUUCCUCACUCCCCAACCCUAACCAAUCCACCUUCAUAAGCACCAAAGCUUCCGUGAGCGAGAGCCACAAUGAAACCUCCGACGACACCGCUGCCAACUUAUUUGACCAACAACUCAUCCUCCGACUCGCCGCAACCGCCAAAGACGCCGACGAGGCCUUACUAAUGAUCGCCGACAACUCCUCCCGAAACGACGGCGUCGUUUCCACCUCCGAUUGCUGUUCCAUUAUCUCCGCAGCACUUAACCGCAACAAUCCCCAACUCGCUCUCUCCAUUUUCUACGCCAUGCGCGCCACUUUUCAUCAAGUUGGCGAGAGUGGUCCUUUGGCUGAGAGAUGGAAGUGGUCGAGGCCAAAUGCAAAUGUUUAUACAUUGUUGAUUCAAGGUUUAGCGGCGGUGUUAAGGGUUUCUGACGCUCUCAGGGUUAUUAGAUAUAUUUGUGAAAUCGGCGUUUCUCCUGGUGAGGAGGUUCCGUUUGGGAAGAUAGUCAAAUGCCCUAGCUGUCGGAUAGCUGUUGGUGUUGCACAACCACAACAAGGUAUUCAGAUAGUGUCUUGUGCAAAGUGUCGCUACCAAUACGAGCUUGUUUCAGGAGACAUAGUCAGUAUUGAAUCAGAAGAAAUCAGCAUGGACAUUACCGCAUGGGAAAGGGGGUUAAGAUACGUGAAACUGAUGAAGCAAAGCAUUCCUGCUGCUGUUCACUCUAUUGUGGUGCAGACCCCUUCUGGUCUGGCUCGCACUCAUAGAUUUGCAACUGAAACAGUUGAUCUGCCAGCUCAAGAAGGUGAAAGGGUAACUGUUGCUGUGGCAGCUCCAUCUAAUGUGUAUCGAAAGGUGGGCCCCUUUAAAUUCAGUCCAAGAGCCCCUGAUUUCUAUCCUGGUGAGGCUAUGUGCAUAACAAACCACAAGGAUGGGCGGGAGUCACUACUGUUAAGAGCCCCAAGAAAAGAAGUAAAUUCGUCAUUACUCAAACCCUCCCUCAUCUUUCCACUUCUUGCUUUGUUGGCCACCGGUGAUGUUGCCUCUGGAAUUAUUGACCCCGGCCUUCCCCAAUUGCUGUCAGUUGUUGCAGUUUCAACUCUUGUUGUUGGAUCUACAGUGAAUACUGUUGUUCUUCCUCAGUUUAAUCAGCUUCCACAGAAAUCAGUAGAAGUAACUGCGAUCAAACAACAGCUUUUAUCUCAAUAUGAUGUUCUUCUGUCUCGCAUCAAUGACCUAAAAGAAGCUGCUGAAAAAGAGAUUUGGAUGUUAGCUCGAAUGUGCCAACUUGAGAACAAAAUUUCAGCUGUUGGAGAACCUGCUUAUCGGACUCGGAUAAGUAAAGUCAAAAGGGUUCGCGAGAGCCUGCAAAACUCCCUCAGGGGACGGAUUGAAUUGAUUGAAAGCUAUGCUAGGAUUUCCUCAAUGAUUGAAAUCGAAGUGGAGAUGGAGACUGAUGUUCUUGCUGCUGAAACUGCUAGUAAUAUGGAUAGUAUCAAAGAACAGAUAGAGCAAAUCAUGGAGCUUGAAAAUUUGGAGGAGAGAUGGAAAAUACAAGCAGAAGCAAAUGAUGAGGCUGAAAGACUUCUUAGUUCCCAGCCCAUGCCUUUGGACGAAGUUUAAAGUUGAAUGGAUGCAUCUGAUUCGUGUGCUGUAUCAUUAGGCAAGCUUCACCUCCCAGCUCAAUGAUCUUUUCAACUGAGCAAAAGAGCAGCAUCCAGUCAUCUGUGUCUUUUAGCAGGCAAGUUUUGAAAUUUUGGUAUCUUAGAAGAAUCACCAUCAUGUCACCAGAAUAUAUGAUCAUCUGUGGCAUCUAAUGCAAAUAUUUGUUGCCACUAAAAGCCGCCCACGCAGCUCUCAAAGUAAAGGUAGAUAACAGCCCAACGUGGUGUAAAUUCGUUGUUAACCAUGGUAAUAUUUUCAGGAACGUUUAUCUUGUGAAAACAUUAUCAUUAUUUGUUAUUAUUGUUGCUAAUAUUUUCUUAAUCGUUCCCAAGUCUAGAUUGGAAGGCCAACACUUCUAAACCGGUUGUUGUCCAUACUAUUUGCAUUUAGCUUGUAUUUUAAAAUAUAUUUUUGAAUUUUUUUAUAGCAUACUUAUAUUUAUAAUGAUUGAAAAAA
Glycine soja is the source of this 2259-nucleotide messenger RNA. RefSeq lists its product as uncharacterized. The coding region runs from base 46 to 1761 and encodes 571 amino acids. The record is from RefSeq and is a predicted model, not a curated record. Lineage: Eukaryota; Viridiplantae; Streptophyta; Magnoliopsida; Fabales; Fabaceae. The transcript is spliced from 12 exons. Gene Ontology annotation, molecular function: protein binding.